AUGUCCCCUACCUCUUCCCUGAAGCUCGUCGCCUUCACUUGCCUUCUAGCAAUGGCCUCUGGAGCCCACCAUCACCACGAGAAGGAGAAGCUCUCCACCGACUCUACCAUCGCUAAGAAGCUCGACUUCGCCACUAAGAUGCUCGCCAUCGCAGAUGACUCCUCCUCCGAGGAAUCCGAUGCCACUGCUCCAAUCGUGCUCAACAUCUUCGCCGACGGAAAGAAGGCUCACCGCGCCAACCGCCGUGAGUGCAAGGUCCAACUUGCUCUCUUCACUGUCUCCUUUUGCGGAGGAUACUGCGAUUCUGAAUCCGCCGUCGACUUGGUGGCUCAAUGUUGCCCAACUCACUGCUCCGCCGAGCAAGUCGUCAAGACUUGCUGCCCGAGCAACAAGGCUCAAUGA
Molecule: messenger RNA, 402 nt
Organism: Caenorhabditis briggsae
Lineage: Eukaryota; Metazoa; Nematoda; Chromadorea; Rhabditida; Rhabditidae
Exons: 2
Coding region: 1-402 (133 amino acids)
Cellular component (GO): extracellular region
Molecular function (GO): hormone activity
Source: RefSeq, a predicted model, not a curated record